This is a messenger RNA of Siniperca chuatsi (mandarin fish), 1242 nucleotides long. Its product is annotated as lysozyme g-like. The transcript is spliced from 6 exons. The coding region runs from base 155 to 1027 and encodes 290 amino acids. Gene Ontology annotation, molecular function: lysozyme activity. Gene Ontology annotation, biological process: peptidoglycan catabolic process. NCBI's taxonomy places the organism in Eukaryota, Metazoa, Chordata, Actinopteri, Centrarchiformes, Sinipercidae. The record is from RefSeq and is a predicted model, not a curated record.
CAAAAUGCGUUGGGCACAUUCUGAAGACAGGAAGGAAAUUCUCACUGACUCAGAGCGAUUACAUGCCUGCAGUAGUUUUGUCCAAAAAGAGACCACUUCCGCACUUGUGAGCUCACAGCUUCAGGGUUUUGUGUCCUCUGAGUGAGAUACAGAGAUGCCUCCCAAGACCGUUAAGCGUGCUCUGACCGACAUGCUGGAGGAUUUGGAUAGCAUGCAGUUAAACAAGUUCUGCUCCGCGAUCCUGGACCGCAGGGCAGAACCGCGGGUCAGACGCGCGACUCUGGAAGGCAAAAACUUUCUAGAAAUUGCACAUGUCCUGGUUUCAACCUUCUCAGAGUCCGGUGUCAUUGAAGUGGCUCUGGAGACGUUGAAGGAGAUUGACUGCAACGCGCAGAGAGAGAGCCUCGCCAAGGACACAAGUACAGGAUCACUGACAUCUGUUUCCAGUUAUGGAGACAUCAUGAAGGUGGAAACUACUGGUGCCUCAAGGCAAACAGUUCAGCAGGACAAGCUGAACUACUCAGGUGUGAAGGCGUCACACGACAUGGCAGAGAUUGAUUUGGUAGAAAUGAAAAACUACGAACACAUCAUCAAAAAUGUGGCUCGUAAGAAAGGAGUUGAUCCAGCUCUCAUUGCUGCCAUCAUCUCCAGAUCAUGCAGGGCUGGAAGGACUCUGACGGAAGGCUGGGGGUGCUAUGACGAACAGAAACAAAAAUAUAAUACCUAUGGGCUGAUGCAGAUUGACAUCAAUGUACAUGGAGGUGGACGCACCCCAAAACACUCAUGGGACAGUGAGGAACACCUCUGUCAAGCCACCGACAUCCUGAUUUAUUUCUUGUUACGCAUAAAGCAUGCAUUUCCUGACUGGAGCAAGGAGCAGCAGCUGAAAGGAGGAAUAGCAGCCUACAAUGCAGGGGACGAGAACAUCGACUCCUAUGAAGAGGUGGACGCCAAAACCGCAUGUGGAGACUACUCCAAUGAUGUUGUUGCCAGAGCUCAGUGGUACAAAAGCAAUGGUGGCUUUUGAAACUACUGCUGCUGCUACUGCUGACUGUGUUGAUCAAUGGACCAAACCAUAAUAACUAACUUCCUGUUUUCAGAACCUCACAGAGUAUCUUUGCCUCACGUCUCUCCCUCUGCACCCUCCUGGUUUGAAUUUGAAACAGUAUGAAAACCUCAGGCUUGAGUUAAAUAAAUAUAAUAAUAUGUAAAGCAAAUCCACAAAUAAAUGAUUUCCUUGUU